Malania oleifera is the source of this 2686-nucleotide messenger RNA. Its product is annotated as probable galacturonosyltransferase 6. Lineage: Eukaryota; Viridiplantae; Streptophyta; Magnoliopsida; Santalales; Ximeniaceae. The coding region runs from base 193 to 1989 and encodes 598 amino acids. Gene Ontology annotation, molecular function: polygalacturonate 4-alpha-galacturonosyltransferase activity. The record is from RefSeq and is a predicted model, not a curated record. The transcript has 9 exons.
AAAAUUUGUCAGUUCAAUUUUCCGAAAAACGAAAAACUAAAAACACUGCCUUGCGCGUUCGACUUCUCCAAAUAUGGAAGCUCAAUUCCACCGAUGCGCCAAUAGUGAACCCUAACUUUCUCUCCCUGAUAUCCAACCCCGCAGAUGUUUCGGGAAAAUCAAGACGCCCGGAGCGAGCCCUAGAGUGCGUUGAUGAAGCAGGUUCGCCGAUGGCAGAGGAUUCUCAUCCUCUUCCUUCUCGGUGUUUCUGUGUUGGCACCUAUUGUUUUGGUCUCCAGCAGGCUCAAGGGUCUCGCUUCUCCUGGACGGAACGAGUUUAUAGAGGAUUUGAAUAAUAUUAAAUACAGGACAGAUGCUUUGCACCUAAGAUCGAUUGAGCUGGAAGCUGAUGAAAGCUUGAAAGAGCCACCCCUAUUUGUUUACAAGGAUGGAGAUUUAAAUUCUAUAGUCAAUUACAAUUCUUCUAAUCUGAAUCUUGAAGCAGAGGAAUCCAUUAGUGCUGCAGGGAGGGUUAAUUCCGUGGAAAGAGAUGGAACAAAUGAAGAUAAAGAAAGAAAUCAGAAAAAAUGGAAGAAAUUUUACAUAUUUGGAGGGAAGAAGGAUCAUUCUGGUCAGGCAAAAGUUCAACAUGAUCAGAAUGUUCAGUCUCGGUCACAAAGGGCCACAGAUGAAAAGGUAAAAGAGAUAAAAGAUCAGUUGCUUAGGGCCAAAACGUACCUGACCUUUGCACCCCCAAAGAGCAGUUCUCAUUUAGUAAAAGAGUUGAAAACAAGAAUGAAAGAGGUAGGGCGAGCACUGGGUGGAGCCACCAAGGAUUCGGAUAUGUCAAGGAGUACUCUGCAGAAGAUGAGAUCCAUGGAGGCUACCUUGUCAAAAGCUGGUCAUGUCUAUAAUGACUGCUCUGCCAUGGUUGCUAAGCUCCGAGCUAUGACAUAUAACACAGAAGAACAAGCCCGAACACAGAAGAAUGAAGCAGCAUAUCUAGUCCAUCUUGCUUCAAGGACUACCCCCAAAGGACUUCAUUGCCUUUCUAUGCGGCUGAUUGCUGAAUACUUUGCUUUGCAGCCUGAGGAGCGGGAGCUCCCUAGCCAACACAAAUUUUAUGAUCCAGAUCUCUAUCACUUUGUUGUCUUUUCAGACAAUAUUCUUGCUUCUGCAGUUGUUGUGAACUCGACCAUCUCUGCUGCUAUGGAACCAGAAAAAAUUGUUUUCCAUGUGGUUACUGAUUCCCUUAAUCUCCCAGCAAUUUCAAUGUGGUUCUUACUAAAUCCUCCUGGAAAAGCAGCAAUCCAGAUUCAAAGCAUGGACGAUUUUAAAUGGCUGCCUGCUGAUUUUUCUUCAAAGUUGAAGAACCAAGGCUCUCGUGACCCCAGAUAUACUUCUGCAUUAAACCAUCUUCGUUUCUAUCUGCCAGAUAUUUUCCCUGCACUGGACAAGAUUCUGUUCCUUGACCAUGAUGUGGUGGUAAAAAGAGAUCUUACACGACUCUGGGGUUUUGAUAUGAAGGGGAAGGUAAUUGGAGUAGUGGAGACUUGUCAAGAAGGGGCAUCCCCAUUUCGUCGAUUGGAUAUGCUUAUUAACUUCUCAGAUCCUAUAAUAGCAAAGAAAUUUGAUGUCAAGGCAUGCACAUGGGCAUUUGGGAUGAAUGUGUGUGAUCUGCGGAAGUGGAGAAGAAGAAACUUAACUGCUGUCUAUGAGAAAUAUUUGCAAUUGGGAUUUGAAAGGCCACUGUGGAAGGCGGGGAGUUUGCCCUUAGGUUGGGUUACGUUCUAUAACCAGACAACAGCUUUGGACAGGAGAUGGCAUGUAGUUGGGCUGGGACAUGACUCGACAUUGGAGCUUGGCAACCUCGAGCGGGCAGCAGUGAUACACUAUGACGGAAUCUUGAAGCCAUGGUUAGAUGUUGGAAUCGGAAAAUACAAAGGUUAUUGGAGCAAACAUGUGAAGUAUGACCAUCCUUACUUGCAAGAAUGCAACUUACAUGAAUAGAUAAAGUAGUUGAAAUCACAACAUAAUAUGCAUAAAUUGACCCAAUUCUACCCAUCAUUCUUUGAUUCAUGUUAUUAUAGGAAAUGAAGCUGGUGAGUCUUUUCUUCCCCUUUCAUUAACAUUUUUUUUACGUGUAAAAUUAAACUCAUUUCCCCCAUUUUUCCGGCCAUAAUCUUAUAGGAACUGAGUCAAGUUGCAUCAAUAAUGCGAUUGAAUAAGUCUGUCCUGGGGGGGUGGGGGUUGUUUUGUAAUGCUGGCGUUCCAUUUGUACAUAACUCAUUUCUGACAGACAUUUCAAUAGUUCGAACACCUUCAAACGCGAAUUCAUCUCUCUGCACUUGAUGUUCUCUGUUUGCAACUCUUUCAUGCUGUCCCGUGGUUUUAAAGUUGACCAUGAAUUAGGACAGUGGUCACGUUAUCAUGAUCAGAUGCGGCACCUGCUUCUGCUUGCCCUGUUGUACUCUUCAAUGGGAGAAAGGUUGGGUCCUGAUGUGCUCUGUUAACAGAUAAACUGCAAGUGUGUUGGUGCGGUUGUUUCUUGCAUGCCUCUGUUUCCAUCAUUGGGAUGAGAUGGGGUGGGUUAUUAUCAAAUCCCUUGGUGUACAGCACAAGCCUGAAGACAGUUUACUUUGUAGUACCAAUAGCUUGUAACGUGAAUAUUUUGUGGCAUAAUUGUUUUGGUGGUAUUUCCUUUCAA